Molecule: messenger RNA, 193 nt
Organism: Didymodactylos carnosus
Lineage: Eukaryota; Metazoa; Rotifera; Eurotatoria; Philodinida; Philodinidae
Source: the annotation of a GenBank genome assembly
AUGUGGACCUCUUUCAGUCCCAUACGUCGUCUGGUUGCUGAAGAUACCGUGGCCGUUGCCGAAGCGAACGCUGAACGAAUUGUUAUCAAAGUUUGUAACGACAUAAUCCAAUUUCAAAUCGCCAUUGAAAUCACCGACUGCGACACUGAGAACUCGUAAUAAUCCAGUAGCGUACGUCCCUUGACUAUUGAAG